Molecule: messenger RNA, 1190 nt
Organism: Mollisia scopiformis
Lineage: Eukaryota; Fungi; Ascomycota; Leotiomycetes; Helotiales; Mollisiaceae
Exons: 1
Coding region: 250-855 (201 amino acids)
Biological process (GO): proteasome regulatory particle assembly
Molecular function (GO): protein-macromolecule adaptor activity
Source: RefSeq, a predicted model, not a curated record
AAGGAGCCGCUCGGAUGGGUAUAAUAUUGUCGUAAAGUGGUGCGCUGCAACGGCUUAAGAAAAAUAUUGAGCAUGGACCACCUCGGACGACAUCCCAUCGCGUCGCCUGAAAGUUGCCGCGUCUGCCCCUCGCUGCCUCCAAACUUAUCUCACAACAUAAAGGAGAUCUACAACGAUUCAAUAUCAACAAGAAUCCUUUCGACCACACCACAUACUCACAUAAAGCGUGACAAGAUUCGAAUUUUCACAAUGUCAAACGAAGCAACUCCUAUCUUCCCCGCACGAUUCGCCGAAGCUCUCAAGGAUCUACCCCUCAGCACUCUCCAUCUUAAAGCUGCCGAAAUCCGCAACAGCAUCGCACACCUCGACUAUUCCAACGAGCAACUCAAACCUUUCGCAGAUGGGACCGAGCCUUCAGCGAACGGACAACCAGAUCAAGACUGCGUCGACGCAAUCAAGGAGAACGAGACUGUAAUUGCCCGCAUGCAAGAGAGGAUUGCGUUACUCAGAGCGGAGGUUGAGGGGCGAGGAAGCAAUUGGUCGGAAUUUCAGAGCGCGGAUGAGCUUAAGAAUGAGGAGGGUGAGGAAACUCUACUUAAUGGAACGGGCGAGAGUCAUGUAGGACGUGAGGCUGGGGAGGAGAGAAGCAGCGCAUGGACCGAUGGGACAUUUCAGACAGGCCGGAUCGUGAAUGGGGAAGUCAUGAUGAACAAUGAGAGACAAGCCAAUGGAGCGACAAAUGCGACCUCAAGUACGGGUGGAUCGUUGGACGAUGAGGCUCUUCGGCGGGCUAUGGAGGAACGAAUGAGGGUAUUGGCUGAAGAGGGCGAUGAGGAUGAAGGCAUGCAUCUAUAGGAUACAGGAAUGAACAACACAUUCAGAGAUUGUUGAGUACAUUGCUGGCGUUAGAUACCCGGUUAGGAAAAGUAAUCGAAUGAAGGAUAUGAAAUGUAGUGUUCUGGCACAGGAACCAGCCACUUGAGAUCCUUUGUCUAUUGACAAUAUUGCUAUCUGGUCAAAAAUGACACAACAGAGUUCGGCUUUUCCUUCAGUUGUGCAACGUGGAUUGUCAAUGUGUAUUGACCCAGCCCGAUUUCUUGGCUCCAAGCUGGGCCAUGUUAGCUGUUGAAAUAGUGGACAGAUAGUGAACUUGCAAGAAUUGAGAGAGCCGACAUGACUCUAGGAAAGAG